Molecule: messenger RNA, 4198 nt
Organism: Oncorhynchus mykiss (rainbow trout)
Lineage: Eukaryota; Metazoa; Chordata; Actinopteri; Salmoniformes; Salmonidae
Gene: slc35e1
Product: solute carrier family 35 member E1
Source: RefSeq, a predicted model, not a curated record
UGCUCUCGAACCCGGUCUACGAGUAUUUUCUCAACAUUGUACAUACUGCCGCAUUCAUGACAACUCGGAACUUUCCGACAUGGAAUCUCGUUGUAUAAAGUUAAUGUCCGAGUUUCUCCACUUGGAACUUAUCAGAAUCAACCAAAAGGAAGCUCUACAAAAAACGUACCGAAAUGUUAACUCGGGGAAUCCGAGUUUCCGAUUUGUCUGGAACGCGGCAUAGUAGCUUCUCCACGUCUCACACUGCUGGCCUUGCUGCCACACACUGCCGCCGGUGACUCCGAAGUGGAAGAUGGCUGCGGUGGAGCGUCCCCCAGUCAAGGAAGGGGUCCGGAUAGCUUUACUCUGUUUCUGUUGGUAUACUGUUAGUUCGGGAGGCAACGUAGUUAACAAAAUUAUUCUAAAUGGGUUCCCUUAUCCUGUCACAGUUUCGCUUUUUCAUAUAUUCUCAAUCGUCGUCUUCCUUCCACCGUUGCUGCGAGCAUGGGGAGUCCCCAAAACAGAAAUACCAACUAGAUACUUCAAAUGGUAUAUUAUCCCUUUAGCUUUUGGAAAAUACUUCGCAUCUGUGUCGGCCCACUUCAGUAUAUGGAAGGUACCGGUUUCCUACGCACACACUGUCAAAGCCACAAUGCCAAUAUGGGUUGUGUUGUUAUCAAGGAUUAUCAUGAAGGAGAAGCAAACAACAAAAGUGUACGUAUCUCUCAUCCCCAUCAUCGGAGGAGUGCUUCUGGCCACGAUGACAGAAAUGUCCUUUGAUGUAUCUGGGUUAGUCAGUGCCCUGGCUGCCACACUCUGCUUCUCUCUGCAAAACAUCUUCUCCAAAAAGGUGCUGCGGGACACGAGGAUCCACCACCUGAGACUUCUCAACAUACUGGGCUUCAAUGCUGUUUUCUUCAUGGUGCCUACGUGGGUUCUGGUGGACCUCUCCUCAUUCUUGGUUGAGGGGGAUUUUACGGGCAUGUCUGAAUGGACAGGCACUUUUCUCCUCCUCCUGGUCAGCGGCUUCUGUAACUUUGCCCAGAAUGUCAUCGCCUUCAGUGUCCUCAACCUGAUCAGCCCGCUGAGCUACGCCGUGGCCAACGCCACCAAGAGGAUCAUGGUCAUCAGCAUAUCGCUCCUAAUGCUACGCAACCCCGUCAGCUCCACCAACAUCAUGGGCAUGAUGACGGCAAUAGUGGGCGUCUUCCUGUACAACAAGGCGAAAUAUGACGCAAACAAGGAAGCUAAGAAAAAGCUGCUGCCUUCCUCCAAGCAGGACAUGAUGUCCUUUGACAAUUUGGGACUGGACAAGACGCAGCCCAAUGGUUCAGUGCCUUUCUCCCAAGGCUCAGACAUUCAGUAUGGUCGAAGCAACGUGUUGACCGACCACUUCCAGUACAGCCGGCAGGCCUACACAAUGAACUAUGGUGCCUCCAACCACCAGUAUGUGGUUUAGGCUGGUGGAUUUCUCCAUGGACAUAUUGUAUUUGUUUCCAGCAGAAUUCUUAAACCACCUCUAACAAAAAGAAAGGCAAGUGCUGUCGUAUUGGCGGAGAGGGAAGUAUCAGUCAUGAGUUGGCCAGCGUUUUGGCCAGCGUUUUGGCUAGCGUUUUGGCCAGCGUUUUGGCCAGCGUUUUGGCCAGCGUUUUGGCCAGCGUUUUGGCUAGCGUUUUGGCCAGCGUUUUGGCUAGCGUUUUGUCCCAAACAUGUUCUUUAACAUAUUCUCUUCACCUCCUUGUGUUGUAUUUAUUUUGAUAUGAACACUUAAAAAGGGAUAGUUAAGUCAAAAUCAAAGUUUGUCAGAUGUUUUCAGACCCCAAAUGUUGUCCACUUCCAACCUUGUCCUUCGUCAACUGUUGCAGAUAGUGUCAAUCUUUCCAGUUAAUUUUGGAUUGAUGCAUACCACUGGAUCUACAAAACAGAUGGCUUGGAACAUGGACUCGUUUGACAAAUUUAGAUUUUGUAGUGAACUAUCUGUUUGUUUUUUGUUUGCUUGCUAAGGAAGAGAUGUUCUUAUUCUUUUUUUCUGUGGGAGUUCGCUAACAUGGGAAUAAUUGUUACUGUAGCUACAAUAGCGUAGUUCAAAAAUAAAUAGUUCACAACUUUGAUAUACAGUUAAAGACCAUGAAAUGUUUACCAUGCCCAUAAUGCCUUGUGAAUCAGGCUUGUCCUCAAGGUUACAUUGACCCCAAUUUUAUCACAGAAGGCAUGAACAUUUUACAUAAAUGUUUUGCAGAGAUUGGCAACAUUUGUCCUAUACAUGUAAAACCGUUUGCCCUUAUGACAUUUUCUGGUUUGUCUUUUACUAGUGAUGGAGGAAUGAAAAUGUAUAUAAUCGGUUGUAGGUACAGAAAGGUUCCUGGUUUGAAUACCCAAUCCGAAAAGGGGAAAAAUAUGUCUGUGUCCUUGAACAAGGCCCUUGUCAGCCAUAGUAGUACCUCUGGAGGUUAAUGUGAAACAACACAUUUUACUGCUCUAUCCAGUGUAUGUGACAAAAACAUAUAUUUUUUCAUUCAUUUUGUUCCAUAUUUACAUAUCGGCCACUUAAUCAAUUUGUAUCUGAUCUAGUAAUAGCUGUGUAAUAUGUCGGUAGAAGGGUCAGGAUUGGCAGACUUACUGGAUCAGGCUUAAGUGUCAGACUCCUCUUCUUUUGCCUGUUUGUCAUUUUGUUCUUAAUAUUCACACUUACAAUCAUGUUCUGAUUAAGGAGUAGUAUUUCCCCCUGCAUGCAAGUAAUUUAGCCUACAGGGAACAAUAGCUGUUUUUCAAAGCUGGUGUGACGCACCUGAACUGGUUAUUUACUUUGCAAAUCAAUGAAAGAUGUGACGGAGACUAACUAACUUGUGUGACACUCUAGCAAAAUGUUAUCCUUGUUGACUAUAAAAGGAAUAUUCUUCUAGUCCAACUUUUUUAUUUGAGUUUGCGUGUUUCAAUUUGCUACAGCACAUUCAAGCAUUUUAAGUGGAGAAUUUCUUUGCCGUUUCUUAACGGCAGGAAAGUUGGAUCUAAUCUGAUUUUAUUGCAUGUUCAGCAACUGGCCGGCAACAAACUACAUGCUGAGAUUUUGAAAAAGCAAUUUCGCUGUUUACCAUAAAUUCAAAUAAUGUAUUUGAAUAUUCCCCUAUGGUAUAUGAUGUAUAGUUAUGGAAGACUGCACAGAGGAUCCAUGUGUAUUUACACAUUUAAGGAACUCUUGUGUGUGAGCUUGUGUGGAAUUCUCAGGUAGUUCCAAGCUUAUCAUAGUCCAUUUAGUGAAACUUCCAUAUCAUUUAGUUCGGCAGGUUUGGUCUGUUUACGUAAUGAAAUUCAUACUGGCGUGGUGAUUAGGCUAUGGGGAUUUGAAUACAUUUGACGGUCACUUAUGCCUGUUCUCUGCAUGUCCUCAUGAGUUUUGACUUGACUUUGUCCUAUCAUUGUCUUUUGAAUCUUCUUUACAGAGAAAACAAUUUGUAGAAAUCUGUAAUUGGAUAACAAAUGUUUUAUUUGUGGAAGGAAUAUCAAAUGUUGGAGCCACAAUUUGGAUUCUACUAAAUCAUUUUUCUGUCACCUUUAACAUAAGAUGUUAUGAAGAGCUGUGGUAAAUCAGCUUGGAUCCCACCUUAUUAUUUUGUUACUUAUUUUGUAUUAUUGUAUGUCAUUCUGUUCAAAUGUCUCACGGUCUCUUCUUAAAUCUAUGGUCGAGUUUGUCACAUCCUUACGCAAGGUGCCAAAUGGAAGGCGCUACCUGGCUCAAAGUGCAUCACAAGGAUUCUUUUUUUUACUCUAAUUUUUUGACCCAGUAGCAUGGAGUGAUGAAUUCUGAUGUGCAUUAUGUAUAUGUUUAAUUUAACGUAAAGCCUAAUUUGUCUAUACAGUAAGCUAAUGGAUAACACUUAGAACAUGAGAAUUUAGAGAAACUUUGUUAGUUCUGGGACGGUAUUUGCUAUGAGGUUAUUUACUGGAAUGUACAUUUGGAAUGUGGGGUUUGCUUUGUAAAAGUUGUAUAAAUGCAAUUUUUUGUGUUUUAAAUAAUCUUGAACUGAAUUUUUACUGAACCAAUGUUUAUAGAUUUUUAUUUAUGGUGUCUAGGUACAGAAAAGUAUACAUAAGUGCAACCAUGCACAGUGUUGUCUGCUUACGUUUAGUAAAUACUAUUUUUAAAUGUCUAAAAAAAUAAAUGCAUUGUGAAAUGAAUGUAUGAUUUAAUUUUCUUGAUAAAGGUGUGCUGUACAUUGAA